Menidia menidia (Atlantic silverside) is the source of this 2971-nucleotide messenger RNA. Lineage: Eukaryota; Metazoa; Chordata; Actinopteri; Atheriniformes; Atherinopsidae. The record is from the annotation of a GenBank genome assembly.
GACAGUACAGGAUUUUGACGAGACAUAAACAACAUGGCAUCGACCAGGGCAGCUAAGAGGCUUCUUCCGGUUUUGUAGCUGCGGCUGUAGCUAACAGCAACCACCGGCAGGCGCAAGUUUACACGGUCACAAGUUAAAACGCAACAGCGGCUUGGUGGACGGGCAGAAAACCACGCCAAGGGAAUUUGACAGAACAAGAGAAUGGAGGUAUCGAGGAGGAGAACCCUCUUAAAACAUCUGGAGCCAGCCAGACCCCUGCGUCGCUUCAUCCACGAGGACAUUGCCAGAAUAUCUUACACGAGGGAUUUUUUGAUUGGUUUGGCCAGCUGCCCUGAGGCCAAGAAGAAGCCGGAGUACUUACCAGAGCACCCCAUAGUAUUAUUGGAGGCAAGGGAUCCAAGGCAACUAGAGCUCAGAGAAAAUAUAUGGAACGGUCCACAAGGCGACAUGAACAUGGAUCCAGGGGACGACAAGCGGCGCGCGCCGGUGGGCAGCCCCUGGAGGAUGAAAUCAUUCACAGAGUUCAUUGCUGCUGAGCUUGUGAUGGAGGACCCCAAAUCAGAGUAUCCUAACAUCUGUGCCGGAACAGACCGCUAUGCUAUGUACAAAGUGGGGCCUGUGCUCGCUGUCAGUCAUGGUAUGGGAAUUCCAUCAAUUGCCAUUAUGUUGCACGAGCUGAUAAAGCUGCUCCAUCAUGCAAACUGUACCGAUGUUACCAUCAUACGCAUCGGGACCUCCGGAGGAAUAGGACUUGAGCCUGGCACUGUUGUCCUCACCAAGCAGUCGGUGGAUGCCACCUUUAUGCCCAAGUUCGAGCAGGUGAUCCUGGGAAAGACGGUGGUGCGGAACACUGAUCUGGACCAUAGCCUGGCCGAAGAGCUGCUGCAGUGCAGCAAAGAGCUGAAGCAGUUUGAGACAGUCAUAGGCAACACCAUGUGUACGCUGGAUUUCUAUGAAGGUAUUAAAGAGGAUGCAUCUUUAAGUUCAUACAAAGAGAAGAUGAAGGAGUUGUCCGUCCUCUCCCUCAUCUGCUCCUGCUUCUACCCAGAGGCUCGCAACAAGCUUGUAUGCGAGUUUGAAGACAUGGAGGUGAAGCCUAUAGACAAGCGGGCCUCGGGACAGGCCUUUGAGGUGAUUCUCAAGCCUCUGUCUCCAGUGACAGACGUAGCCCACAACCUCCCCUCACCCCCAAAGAGGGAUAUCUCUUUGGAGGAAAUUGAGAAGAAACUGGAGGCUGCAGAAGAGCGAAGGAAAGUGCUGAGAGCUCUGGCAGAAAAGCGAGAGCACGAGAGGGACGUGUUGCUUAAGGCCAUGGAGGAGAACAGCAACUUCAGCAAGAUGGCUGAGGAGAAGCUCCAGCUGAAGAUGGAGCAGAUCAAGGAGAACCGUGAAGCCCUCCUGGCAGCCAUGAUCGAGCGUCUGCAAGAGAAGGAGAGGCACGCCGCCGUGGUGCGCAGAAACAAAGAAAUGAAGGAAGAGCUGGUAGCAUGAGCCUCACACAAGUCCAGAUUUCUGUGGUCCAUCCAUGUCCCUCCAUCCAUCCUCGCCCUGCCCUCAACUUCUCCGAAACAGACACUCUACCCUGAGGGCCGAGAGGCCCAAGGACCUCACCACCACAUCACUGCACACCUUCUCAACAGUACUCACACUUCUCAGUAUUAUCAGUGAUUAAAAACUUCAAUUCCACGUCAUUUUAGAAAUGAACAGAUCUGUUGAUUUAAGAAAGAAUGUAAGAAUAUGGCUUUUGUUUUUUGCAACUCUAUCUAUCUAUCUAUCUAUCUAUCUAUCUAUCUAUCUAUCUAUCUAUCUAUCUAUCUAUCUAUUUAUUUGAAGUACAUGCAACAUCUGUACUGUACUCCACUGUACAUUUCUUGUCAUUACUGUUUAUUGUUUAUGUUCUUGGGAUUUGACUCCACAACCAUUUUCUUGUGAAAGGUCUCAGUGUUGUGAGCUGGCAGGUAGACGGACGGUUUCGUAGUCAUGAUAAUGAUGUUUCCGUGUGUUACGUGAAAGAGUGAUAUCUGGCGUACGUACACUCCAAACUGCAUAAGAUAUGAACGUAUCACAUCUGUAUCUCCCUCUCGCACAUCUUCUCAUCCUCAGCACGCUGCUUGGAACUCGACAAUAGGCCAAAACCCACAGAGUCGUUAAACAUCCACCUCCUCUCAAACGAGCUUGAUAUUGAACUUGAUAGGUGCUUUACUGUUAAUUAAGAAUGUCUUUUGCCCAAAGGGAGCAACUGUUUAUAGACUUGCAUAUUCCCACUGACAGCAACAUUUUCCGAUAAAUCCAUCCAUAGCCAAAUAAACAGCUCUGUUACCAACACCAUGUUUGGAAAUGAAUCUUACACAUUUAUGAAUGUUACGACACGUUACUCGGUAUCAUGCAUAGCGUCUUGAACAGUGGAAUGUGCUCUUGCUCCCAUCUUGAUAUUGAUAGUCAAACAUAAUGUAUGUCUGCGUGGGUGUGUGUGAAUGCAGAUUUACGCGGAGGCAUCAUUAGCAUUUUCUCUCUUUAGGGGAUAAGGUAGAGAAUGGAUGCGGGAUGCUUUACAUUCAGCACACUGAACUAGUUUCUUUUUAACAUUCAGAAUUUCACUGAUAUCUGCCUGCAACCUCUGCUGCUUGUGUUUCUCCCUUCAUAUAUUUCUCUGUGAAAGCUUUGCUGAAUAAACGUUUGGGGGUUCUGUGAACAUGGCAUGCAACAUCUAAUACUUUUCUGUGCUAAGAAACACGGGGAAUUUUAAAACUGCCAAAUAAAAAGAACCAGUUAUCUACACAACCUAAGACUCGCAGCAUUCCCCACUCUCUAUGUUUGUGUUUCCCAGGUUAAUGUUAGGUCAUCUGAUUUACGACUCUGCAGCUCACCUGGUUGCAAGUGGGAUGUUUGACCAGCAGGUGGCGCUGUCAGAUUUGUUUGUCACAAAGAAACCAGACUGAAUCUCUUUCAAAACAUCAGAAGUCAGAACAGG